ACCGCAAGAACCAGCGACAAAACAGAAUCCCUUUCGCGGCGUGAACACCACCGCAGGCUAUACCUUAACACUAAUUUUCCUCAGAUUGCAGACAAAACUGGCCGUCCCCGACUGUAAUGUCACCCGUUCAGUAUUUUUAAGUAUUACUUAUUAAUACAAAUAGCAUGUCAGCAGUAGCUCGCAUUAAACAAACAGUGUGUUGACGGGAAAGUAUUUUAUUCCUGCGGACCUCGCAUCGCCUCCAGUAAGGGUAUCUAUUUCACCGACUCUACUGGGUUAUUAACCGAAACGAACGGUUCGCUUUGAAGCUGAGCUGAUUGGAGCUGUAUCGAAGGACUGACUGAGCGAUGACGCCGGCUUGAUUUAAUUGUUUUUCAAACCUUCCGGAUUUGUAUUGUGUGCGAGGGGCUCUGUGUGGAUGUGGGAUAAACAGUGCGACAGGCCGAACCAAACGUUGCGCGCCAAGCGGAAACACCUCACACAUCAGCCAGUAUUACCGCAUCGUUUCUUUUCCUCGAAAAAAGGCUCUUGCGGACGCCUAGAUGAAGUCCCUGGUUGCCUUGUGGUGUGUACUGCUAGUGGUAAAUGAGCUUGAACUAGCUGUAAACGCCGUAAGACGGACUCGCUAUCGGUCAAGAAAUAGGGUAAGGUGUGAACCAUACAAGGGAACAUUUUGCUCCAAGUACCUCAAGGGUAAAAAUGUCUACGUCAAGGACAGACAACAAAACGUCGAAAAUAAGGUGGCGACCCUGAUUGGUAUCCUUAACCGUCACGUGACGGACAGAUGUAAAGAAUACGUCAUCCCCACUUUGUGUAAUUACAUCAUUCCGCCUUGCGCCAAGGAUUCGAAGAAGCCUCGACCCAUUCGCUUCUGUAGAGAUGACUGUGAGGUCCUUCAGAACACAGUGUGCAAGCUGGAGUUUCACUACGCCAAGCAGAGGUUUGCAAAGAUGUUACCUGACUGUUCCGUGUUACCCGGCCCAGGCUCCCCCGAGUACAAGACUUGCAUCCGGGUAACUAUGAAAGCUGUUAGCUUCACUGCGAAGGUGGAGAAUAUCACCAUGAUUGCCGGGAUGCAGGUCACGCUCAAAUGCAGACUGAGCAGGAAGAAAAUACCAUUCAACAUCACGUGGCUAAAGAACGGCCAGCCAAUGACAUCUAAGUACAAAAUCCGCCGAUUCAAAUGGGGUUCAAGACUGCGAAUCAAGCGUGCGAGACAAGAGGAUGCUGGGAAUUACACAUGUGUCGUGCGAGCCAAUGGGCAAGAAGUGCGCGCUGCAGGCUGGCUAAGCAUUCUGGGAACGAGCUCUAGGCCCACUAUGAAAAAAGUGUACACUGCAAAGCCACCGACAUCUACAACAAAACCUACCAAGAAAGUUAAAGAAAAGUUUCCCCGCUGCGAGCCUUAUCGUGGCAAAGUGUGCGCGGAAUUCAUGUACGGCAGCCCCGUAUACGCUACUUCCCGCCAUCACCAGAGAAUCAUAGAAGGCAAACUUUCCGGAAUAAUAUCAACUCUGCGGCGUGCCAAACAUGUGAGCUCCAAGUGCCGUAAAUACUGGAUCCGUGCCAUCUGCUUUGAGGCCUUCCUGGCUUGUGACGUCAAAACGAGGACCAGGAAGCACCGUCUCUGUAAAAAGGAUUGCCUUUCCCUGUUCGAUGAUGUUUGCGCGGUAGAGCUACAGGUUGCAAAAGGUAGUCCCGCGAUGCGAGAUUUAUCUCUAUUGCCGAACUGCUCCGUAAUACCUGACGAAGGGACAACGGAUCACGGAUUCUGCUCUCCUUUAAAAAAAUUAGGUAAAAGUCAAACAAUCCCUACCCUUCCGACAACAUUCCCUACUUGCGAAGUUUACCGCGGCAACAUAUGCUCCGAGUUCCUCGCCGGAGAAACCAUCUACGCAGAUAACAAGUAUUUCCAGGGCAACAUCGAAUCCAAACUGUCGCAACCAUUAAAAGCGAUCAGGGCGAUCAGCUCUAUGAGCCCGCGAUGUCGACAAUACGGCAUUCGAGCGCUGUGCUACCAUUUCUUCCUAGCUUGUGAUCCGAAGACCGUUGAGCCAAAGUUUCGGCUUUGCAGGAAGGACUGCUUUGCUUUGUAUGAUGACGUUUGCUCAGUAGAGCUGAGUCUCGCUAAGAACGACCCUUACAUCAAGGGUCUGUUGCCUAACUGCUCAAAACUAUCACAAGACGAAGAUAAGGACCAGAAAUUCUGUUCUCCAUUAGGAAUCCCAGGUAAAGGUCAGCUCGUUCCAACAUCUCCAGAAACUUAUCCCGCUUGUGAAGCAUAUCAAGGCGAUACGUGCUCCGAGUUCCUGGCAGGAAAAAGUAUCUUCGCAGAGCAAAAGGAUUCUCAGAAAAAUAUGGAGGAUAAACUGUCGAGACCACUAACACAGAUCAGAGCCCUGGCCACCAUGAGCCCGCGAUGUCGACAGUACGGCAUUCGAGCGCUUUGCUAUCAUUUCUUCCUGACGUGUGAUCCGAAGACCGCUGAACCAAAAUAUCGACUUUGUAGAAAGGACUGCUUUGCUCUUUAUAACGACGUUUGUGCAGUUGAGCUUAGUCUAGCCAAGAGUGACCCCUAUAUAAAGGGUCUGCUACCGAACUGUUCAGAACUCUCCGAAGAAGGCACGAAGGAUGAAAGAUUCUGCUCACCUUUAGGAAUAGCAGAUUAUUCCGGGACUUCUGUUAUAAGCUAUGACUACCCCAAAAAGAUGAGCGUAGAGUAUUUGAACAGGAGUAAAGAUCAGUACUGCUAUAACGGCACCGGUGAAGACUACAUCGGCCGCCUGAACGUCACGAAGUACGGAAUGCCCUGUUUAUCCUGGAAAUCCAACGAUCCCGUGUACAAGCUGUCGCACAACUUCUGUCGUAACCCCCGUGGCCAGCACGAGGCCCCGUGGUGCUAUGUGGACAAAAAUACUUACGAGUACUGCGUCAUCCCUAAAUGCUCCGAAGCAACCUCUCAACGCGCUCUGCGCGAAUCACCCUCCUUGAUGCCCGUCGGUCGCACCAUCUACGUGAUCAGCGCGAUCAUGGCGGUCCUGAUAUUAGCAUUCGUGUCAAUCAUCGUUUACUUAAAGGUGCAGCACAGACGCAGCACCCUUCCGAACAGGGACCACUCAUCAUCAGGGUCCAUAUCUAAGAGCACACAGAGCACCUUGCAGCAACCAAGCAGUGACUUCAAGCAGAGCCUCGUGGACGUCAAGUCAUGCGUCUUCACCGAGAUCGACGAUGCGAACCAAGGCAAAGUGAAAUUUCUUGAGCUCCUCGGAGAAGGUGGCUUCGCGAAAGUCUGCAAAGCCGCGCUAAUGCGCAACGAGACCGAAUAUACCGAUGUGCGUCUGGCGAUCAAGCGGCUCAAACCGAACGUACCUCCACAAGUCGUGGAGAACUUUAAAAAUGAGAUCAGCGUGCUUAUGGGCCUACAGGACAUCAACGUCCUGUGCUUAGUGGGUGUGUCUGCAGGGGAGGAGCCCCUCUUUAUGGUCUUUGAGUAUUUUGAGGAUAUGGAUAUGCACAGGUACCUCAACCUUCACAUCCCGUCACCCGCACAACUUCAGGACGAUCUGCGGGAUGACUGCAUGCACGACCCGGACGAGGUCUUGUUCUUGGACUUUGCGCUUCAAGUUGCUUCUGGUAUGGCUUACUUAGCCGAAAAUAACUUCAUUCAUAGAGAUCUUGCGGCGAGGAACUGCUUUAUCACGGAGGACAAUAUAGUGAAGAUCUCCAACCUGGGGAUCGGGAGCUGUAGAUACCCGGCAGAUUAUUCCUGGGUACACGGCAGUUCUCUUCUACCUGUGCGCUGGAUGCCACCGGAAGCGUUAAACUCGCUACACUUCACGCAUCGUAGCGACGUGUGGUCAUUUGGUGUGGUCCUCUGGGAAAUAUACAGCUACGGUCGCCAGCCGUAUUCCGGGUAUAACAACCAGGAAGCCAUUGAGUGUAUCCGAAACAUGCAAAUGCUUCCCUGUCCGGAUGGUUGUCCGGCCCGGAUGUAUGCACUUAUGAAGGGUUGCUUCGAGGAGAGUUCAUGGGACAGGCCGCAAUUUUCGGACAUUUGUUCUCAGCUGAGAGGAUGGGCAGGUGAUUCAAUAGGGGAAAAUCACUAGUCCAAGGGACAGGGACUCGAGAAAGUCCAACCGUGCCAUGUCGAUGAGGUGCUGCCUGUUUGCAGAGAGAGUUCGUAAUGAGUUGCGUUACCUUAUUGAAGUGUUAACCAUGUGGUGUAAAUAAGGCAAGAUUAAAACAUCCGCUAAAUGGAUCAGCUCAUGUAAAGAAAACAUGCCAAGAACUUUGCCAACAAUCAUGGGUCUCUCAGCAUAAAGGCUUUGCCUUAAUAGCCUUCAUAGUGGCUUAUUCCGUGGCCUUAGCUGAAGGAACACAUUCAAACCUUAAGAACAGCGCCGUAGCAGGGGGUGGGGCCCUGGGGCACAUGUGCCCUCCAAUAUUAAAAAAUAUAUAUAUAAGGAAAUGAUCAGGAAGGGCGUGGCUGUGCCCCCAAUAUUUUCUGUUUCUAUAUUAUGCCACCCCCCCCCCCCCCCCCAAUCUUACGUGUCCUGCUACGGCCCUGAAGAACAAAACAAUACUGACUCAAUAAUGGAGCAGUUAUAAUUAUGAACAAAAACUAUGAGAAGUAGUGUGUCCAUGGACUGUUUAUUUUUAUACAGAACACUUGAAGUGGUCUUCGUCGUAUAAGUUGUUGGAGACUGUGAGAGUUGUUUUGUGUUGUACAGCAUAUCAACCAAUUUAAUAUUUAAUUUAGGAGUCUAGACAUGUAAAUCUUAUACAUAGUAGCCCUAGAAACCUUGUCAGGAAGUGUAAAAAGAAAACAAACUUGAACGAUU
Messenger RNA from Nematostella vectensis (starlet sea anemone), 4841 nucleotides. RefSeq names its product tyrosine-protein kinase transmembrane receptor ROR2. The coding region runs from base 543 to 4106 and encodes 1187 amino acids. The transcript is spliced from 14 exons. NCBI's taxonomy places the organism in Eukaryota, Metazoa, Cnidaria, Anthozoa, Actiniaria, Edwardsiidae. Gene Ontology annotation, cellular component: signaling receptor complex. The record is from RefSeq and is a predicted model, not a curated record. Gene Ontology annotation, molecular function: transmembrane receptor protein tyrosine kinase activity; protein binding; ATP binding. Gene Ontology annotation, biological process: cell surface receptor protein tyrosine kinase signaling pathway; multicellular organism development; protein phosphorylation.